GGGGCGCAUGAGCCCCGGGGCGGAGGAGCCGGGGAGGCGGGAGGCGGGAGGCGUCGGGGCCGUUUAAGCGGCCUCCCUCCCGCCCCCUGCCGCCCGGUCUGGCCCAAGCCCUGUCCCGACCCCCGGCCUGGCCCACUCCGGCCCUACCCGGCCGAAGGGUUCCGCUGGACACGCAGGCGGCCUCUGGAGCAGCACAAGCCCAUGAGGGCCGCGCGCCCGGCCGCCGGUGCUGACGAGACGGAGCUCCCGGCCCCCGAGGAGGAGCAGAGGAUCAAUGCGGUUCAAGAAUCGAUUCCAGCGGUCUUAGGAAUGAUUUCUUCAGAAGGCUGUGGAGGAGUCUUGAUUGCACCCUAGCAGGUUCAUGAACCAUCGAGCUCCAGCCAAUGGCCGCUACAAACCAACUUGCUAUGAACAUGCUGCUAACUGUUACACACAUGCAUUCCUCAUUGUUCCGGCCAUUGUGGGCAGUGCCCUCCUCCAUCGGCUGUCUGAUGACUGCUGGGAAAAGAUAACAGCAUGGAUUUAUGGGAUGGGACUCUGUGCCCUCUUCAUCGUUUCUACAGUAUUUCACAUUGUAUCAUGGAAAAAGAGCCACUUGAGGACAGUGGAGCAUUGUUUUCACAUGUGUGAUAGAAUGGUUAUCUAUUUCUUCAUUGCUGCUUCUUACGCUCCAUGGUUAAAUCUUCGUGAACUUGGACCCCUGGCAUCUCAUAUGCGUUGGUUUAUCUGGCUCAUGGCUGCUGGAGGAACCAUUUAUGUAUUUCUCUACCAUGAAAAGUAUAAGGUGGUUGAGCUCUUUUUCUAUCUCACAAUGGGAUUCUCUCCAGCCUUGGUGGUGACAUCAAUGAACAACACCGAUGGACUUCAGGAACUUGCCUAUGGGGGUUUAAUUUAUUGCUUGGGAGUUGUGUUCUUCAAGAGUGAUGGCAUCAUUCCAUUUGCUCAUGCCAUCUGGCACCUGUUUGUGGCCACGGCAGCUGCAGUGCAUUACUACGCCAUUUGGAAAUACCUUUACCGAAGUCCUACCGACUUUAUGCGGCAUUUAUGACCAAUCUGUACUAGGUCUCCAAACCAGUAUUAUUUUAAUUAUGGCACUUGAGAGUGGGGUGAGAGCUGAACAUUGCACAGGGAAAGAAAAAAAAAUGAGAUAACUGCACUGACUUUCUUUAUAUCUUUUGAAUAUAAUUACUGUGAAAGUAUAAAGGCUGUGUUCUGGAAUUUUCCCCCUCACAGCAAAUAAAUAAGGUAGUGAAUUAAUUAUCCAUUCCAUUCCACUAUCAUGAAGGACUCUGAAUAGACUUGGCCAACUGAUGUUUACAAACCAGAAUUUUGUAUUUUAGUUUUACAGAUUUUACUACAUGAUUUUUCUAAAUUACUAUGUCAGGUUAUAAAAGUCAGUGCAAUAACAAAGCUUCCUUUUUAAGAAGAAAAUUGUUUCUAUCACUUUCCCAUUCACUAGGUAAAGAAUCAUGAACAGAACUUACACUACUUUUUACCAUGUUUCAUCUUGGCAUAACAUGGUUCUUUUUUAAAUAGAAACUUUAGUUUUUUGUAAAUUUUUUAAAAAACGAUUUCAUUGAAAUGCAUCUCUGCGGGUCCUCAUUCAUGUUGUGAAUUUUUGCAGCAAGGAGUCAACAUUCCACAAAUGAACAAACAUUAUACCUCUUCUGAUAGUUUUAUUAAGCAUGGAGAAAUUGCCAAUUUUUAAAACUACAGUUUUCCAAACUUUUUGCCAACCUCUUACUCUGAAUUCAGUGCUGCUUUGGGACAUAUACUUGACCUAGCGUGGUUUACCAGUGAUGGAAAAGUAUUUUGAUAUCAUUAACUUUUUCAAAAGAUCCAACUUUAUGCCUUUGCCACAUUAUCUUCAGGGUCUCUUUCAACAUUGGAUGAGUAUUUUGUCUGUAUUUUGUAUGUAUUGGGGUGGCCAUCUGCUGAAACUCCUGAAGAGCAUUAUAUAUUACAGUGAGCAGUUGUAUUCCCUGUUUGGUGCCCAAUGGUUAAGUCAUCGUCACUUAGCUUUAUAUUGUCAGAUUGAUAUUUAUUUUAAAUUGUGGAACUAGACGCAUAAAUUCACAUUUCUACCUUUCCUUUGCAUCUUCCAAUAUAGUGUGUGUGUGUGGUUUUUUUUCCUAGAAAAAUAUUUAAAGCCUUGUUUGACAGGUAGAAACUCAUGUAUCUCUAGUCCAUGAGUUAUAUCCUGGCUCAGUGGAGUGAUAUUUAUGUAUAAUUUUUACUUUUUUCUUAGUGUCUUAUAUUAAGAUUAACAUAUUAUUAAUAGUUGCUUUGCUGAUUAAUCUCUCUUGUUGGUGUUUUCAUAAAUGAAAUAGCCUUGCCUUUAGAUCAGGUGCUGAUAUUGCCUGUUUCCUAGUAAUGGGCUUGAUCAGUGGAAUUUUUGGUUUGAUGAUAAGCUUAUUAAUUGAAAUUUUUUACUGAUGUGGCUUUAAAAGAGGUUUAUUUUGUGUAUGUUUAGAACUCUCUGAUUCUGAUGAAUUAUAUGGGAAUGCGAAACAGAAGUGGUAUUUGCUGAUGAAUUAAAUAGGCAAGGUACCCAGUGAUGACACCAACCAAACCACUCCUAUCUGCAUGAUUCUGAACAUCUGGUUGCCUGUUGUUUUACUGUGUAUAUUUUAUUUUUAUUAUAUUAACUUUUUGUGGAUUCAUUUAAAGUCUCCUCAAAAGUAACACUGUCAAAACCACUAAUAUAUAUAUGUAAAAACUGUGCUGUAGACUACAAUAAAACUGUUACUUGGAUU
Cebus imitator (Panamanian white-faced capuchin) is the source of this 2756-nucleotide messenger RNA. RefSeq names its product monocyte to macrophage differentiation associated (gene MMD). The transcript is spliced from 8 exons. Gene Ontology annotation, molecular function: pore-forming activity. Bases 362 to 1048 code for a protein of 228 amino acids. Lineage: Eukaryota; Metazoa; Chordata; Mammalia; Primates; Cebidae. Gene Ontology annotation, cellular component: membrane. The record is from RefSeq and is a predicted model, not a curated record.